AUUGAUUGGGUUUCCUUUUUUGCGUUUCUGUUAUCGGUUACUCUUCUACUUCGAUUUAAUGGCUAAAUAGAGAUUUGUUUUAAAUGCCCAUGAUUCUCUCUGUCUCUCUACUUUUCUAGUCUUGUGUGUUUAGUAUUUACUAUACUUGAUAUACUUUGAAGAAGGUGUUUGUUUUUUUGUUCAGUUUAUGGGUUGUCUUAGUUAUUUGAUCUCUCCAUAGCUUAGAGCUAUGGCUAUAUAAGAGUUUUGCAGCAAUUGGGUUUUGGUUUUUUGUUUUGUUUUAGCAGGGGAUCACUGUUUCAGUUUUCCGGAAGAGAAGAAUUUUGGGUUUGAGAGGUUGCCGAGUAACGAGAGUGUGGGGACAAAAUGUUGCCGGAAAGUGGCCGGGAAAGUGGCCGGGAAAGUGAUUUUCCGGCGGGGUUGAGGGUUCUUGCAGUUGAUGACGAUCCAACUUGCCUCAAGCUUUUGGAGGGUCUUCUUCGUAGGUGCGAAUACAAAGUUACCAUAACUGGGCAUGCUAUUACGGCUCUGAAAUUAUUGAGGGAGAAGAAGGGUGAAUUCGACUUGGUGAUAAGUGAUGUUCAUAUGCCGGACAUGGACGGUUUCAAGCUUUUGGAGCUCGUGAAAAUGGAAAUGAAUCUACCUGUUAUCAUGGUAUCUGUAAAUGGGGACACAAAUGCUGUGAUGAAGGGCAUAAAUUGUGGGGCUCGUGACUAUCUGCUGAAGCCUGUUCGGUUUGAGGUUCUGAAGAACAUAUGGCAGCAUGUCAUAAGGAAAGGGAAAAUUGCUCAUGGGGAUUCUAACAACCAUGGUGAUGAUGACAAUAGGCGUAACUGUGGAAUGGAUGAUUCUAAGGGUACUUCUACCAUCAAUGAAAUUGGAUCUACCAAGAAACAUACAGAUCAAAACGAGAGAGAAGGUGAUGAAGGGGAUGAUCAUGAUAGUGAAGAUCCUUCAGCUCUAAAGAGGCCAAGGGUUAUUUGGACAUCUGAGCUCCGGCAAAAAUUUGAGGCAGCUGUUCACCAUUUAGGCAUUGAAAAAGCUGUUCCUAAGAAGAUACUGGACCUUAUGAAUGUUCCAUGGCUAACUCGGGAAAACGUUGCAAGCCAUCUGCAGAAGUAUAGGUUGUCUUUAAAAAAGAGAGGAUCUAUUCAGAGCCACCUAUAUGAUAUGUAUUCCCCAUUAAGGGGACAUGGUUCAUCCUAUUUUUCCUUGGAUUCGAAUGGUGGGUUUGGUGGAAAAAGACAUAAUGGUGCCCUUAUCUCUUUUGAUGCACAAAAUUCUUUGGAUAGGUUUAACGGCUGCAGAGGUUUUGGAACAGAUGGUUUUAAUCCUUCACGGAUUAUUCAAUUCAAUUGCUCUCAAGAUAUGAGAAGUUUUGGAAGUUAUAUCAGAAGGCCUCAACGAAUACCAUUUCCUAUAAACCAGCAUGAUAAUGGGUUUCCGGCAAUUAUUGAAUUAAAUAAAUUACAACAAAUGCAAGAUCUUCCUGAAUUUGGGGAUAGUAAUAUUUCUAUUGGCUCCACCGUUUAUGUUCAACAACCACUUGCUUCUAUAAGUAAUUUUAGUGGUGACACUUUUACAUCUAACAGCUGUUGCAUUCCAGAUUUGUUAACCACUCCUUUCAUGGGAAAUGCACAGCAACAAGUCGAGUAUGAUGGCCUACAAGGGAAUUCUGAUAAAAACAUUGCUUUCUAUGAUUCAUGCGAUUCCAUGCAAAGUGGGCUUUUGUUAAUUGGUAGUGCCCCAAGCCAGCAGUCUGCAGGUGCUUCUGUGAUUGGUCUCGAUUCAUCACUUAUAGAAGCAGGCUCCAGUAUGCUUUUAAGUGGUUUUAGGGAUAAUGAUGGUUUUUUGCCGGAGGAAUCAUUUGAAAGCCAUAAAGAAAACAGUGGUGCCAUAAUUUCUCGGUCAAUUGAUAGUUUUUUACCGAGCCAUGAAUCUGUGCCCCCUUUAGGACAAUCGAACCUUGGUGCCUGCCGUGCUAGUCUAGACAGAGAGAUUACAUUACUGCCAAAUGAAGGAGUUUCAAUGUUUUCAAAACCUGGCACCGGAGAUCCAGUGAUGGAAAGCAACCAUAUGGACUUGACAAAUAAAUUUGCUGGGCCGUCGAGAUUGCAAAGUGUGUUAUACCCUUCUGAUGGUGGAAAUUCUUCCAAUGUUCUCCUUGGCAUGAUGCAGCCGGAGUAUUCAGAUAAGAUAUUUGAUGAUGUUUCUUACCCUCCAGGGGCUUGUGUAUGAGUUUGGCUUAUGAUGUGCCCUUGGUCUGGGUAGUCAGGGUGGCGGACCUACAACGUGACAUCAAGGGUUCCAUUCCUCCCCUGUUAACAUAUGUCCAAAAAAGGAAAUUUUACCGUCCUUGUAGAGAAAGAUAUUAUGGUCCUUGAAGUGUCCAUUUUGAUGGUCCUUGAAGGAGUGUACCUUAUGUAAAUAUUAUUAAUUGGAAGACCACACAUGAGUCAGUUUUGUUAUCCUUGGCUCGGCGUUCUCUGUUUUGCCAUGUGUAUUUUGUUUUUUUCAAAAUUAAAGUGAGGCAUUUGGUGUAAUAGAGUAAAAUGCCAUGGUGAAGAAUGAAAGGGAUUAUAACUA
Messenger RNA from Amborella trichopoda, 2586 nucleotides. Its product is annotated as two-component response regulator ARR10. The record is from RefSeq and is a predicted model, not a curated record. Gene Ontology annotation, biological process: phosphorelay signal transduction system; cytokinin-activated signaling pathway. NCBI's taxonomy places the organism in Eukaryota, Viridiplantae, Streptophyta, Magnoliopsida, Amborellales, Amborellaceae. Gene Ontology annotation, molecular function: DNA binding.